GAGUGAGAGUGAUAGAGAGGUGUGAGAGGGAGAGUGAGUGUGUGAGAAAGAUAGAGAAGGGUAAGAGGGUGAAAAAAGGAGAUAAGAGCAAGGUAUAGAGAUAUUAUUUGUACACUAAGUGUGGGGAAUCUCACGCGGGCUUACACUGCGUUUGCACGAAGUAAGACCAGAUAAGAAAAAGGGCGUGGAGUAUUACCGCGCGAUUAAUAGGCACGCCGCUAAAACAUAUCGUGGCCAUGGGUAAGACGCCAAAGAAGGCGGCCCCUGGGGGCGAUGAGAGGAAUUUGUACGUUCGGAGGCUCAAAGCAACGACCGCGCCGUCGAAAGCUUCUGAAUCUAGCUUGCCCGAGAGACAGCGCGAGUCCGAGAAUUCGAAAAGACCAAAACCGGCUAGUAUUCAGAAAAACAUCUCUGGUGGAUCUGGAAAAAACUUUAAGAGCAAACUUCGGGCUCCAGCAAAAGUUGGUUCAAGCCAAGCAACAAAACAAUUAAAACUAUCAAUGAAAAAUUUCGAAGCAAAAACUACAGACAUGCAGCCGGAAUCGGAGGAAGCUCUUGUCAAAUUGGAUGUCUCUGUCCAAGAGGAAAGUGUUAAGGAAGAUAUGUUAUUAAAUACCAGUAAAGCUGCUAAGAUCGAGGAACCUGUUACUGCUAAAGAAGACAUUAAUGUUAAUUCUGAACAGACAUCAAAUGAACCUGAAACUUCUCCGAAGAUUGUCCAAGAAGUAGUGUCCACUGAGAACGAAAUUGUCCUAGAAAAAGAGGGAGUAUUAUCGGAAAAUACUUCUAACAUUGAAGCCAAAGAAGUGGAGGAUCAAGAAGAGAAUGAAGUAAAGUUAAUACUCGAGGUUGAACAAGAUCUUAUGAAAAAUGGAGAAGAAAAGCCAGAGGAUAAACAAUCGAAGGAUGACAAGGUAGAAGCUGUAGUUCAAGAAACUGUACAGGAACCCGUUGUACAAGAUGAAUUAAAAAACGGUGUACAUGAGAAAGAUGAGGUACAAAGCGAACUCCAAACAGAUACCGAAAGCUCAGUGGAAAUUGUCGAGUCCACAACGUCUGAGGUAUCGGAAACGUCAGAACCCGUUACUCAAAGUAAUAUGCUAAAGGGUCAAGAAAAAAUCGAUGACACCUUAAAUGAUGUGUCAUUUAUUUCUUACGACUCAAAUAUAAUGCUUAAAGAUGUACAAAUCAAGCUCAAUGAUUGUCUCAAAGAUAAUUCGAAACUCUUCGAUGAAAGCAAUACAGAGGAUAUAAUGAGUCAACUUUCAAAGGAAUCGUUCGGGAAGACGCUUAGAAACAUCUCUGGAAGACAUUCGAUCAACAGAAUGCGUCAUCUUGGUUUUCACGAGAAGAGGAUAUCACCAAAUAGUUCUUUAUUUGUGAAUACAUCGAUGAUAUCAAUACCUCAAGAUGAAGGGGCAGAAUCUAAAGUUUUACAUUACAAUAGUACUCUGUCCGAGAGCUUCCCCACGAAUGGUAGCUCAUUGGAUAGAAAACGCAAAACUGACACACCGAUCUGGAAUCCAACUAAAAAGCAAAAAGUGGAAGCUGAGAGUAGCCUUUUAGGCACACCCAUGAGUCUUCUGAAAGGCUUUCGCAGACCUAUUCAGAUAUCUACACCGAAUAUCACAUCAUAUAAGUUCGAAUCUACCAAGUUAGAUAUUAGCGGGAUAAAGGAUGAUGACAAUAAAAUAACAGCUGAAUCAACCGAAAGUACAAAGAAAUGGUGUGUCAUCAUGUAAAAAAUAUCGUGAAAUAAUCGUGUCAAUACAUAGAAAAGAAAGAAUUUCUAUAUUUUCGUGAGGUACUACAAAUUUAACGAUCAAGAAUAUUGACACUAUUGUACAUCGUCUCCGAACAUUAUUUUGCUUUCUAUCAAAAGAUUAAGACCCAAAAUAAGAGAUCGUUUUCUCACGUUCCUAACAUUUGCCCGAAUAGGGGAGAGGGUACAUUUUUCCUAUGAAUUCUUACAAUUUUUGAAAGUUCUCGUGUUCUUUACGGAGAAACAUUAAAUAAUAAUAAUGUGCGUAUUUUUACCGACUAAAUUUUAAUAUAGCCCAAUAUUCCCACCGUGUAGACUUUUAAAAUUAUAACAUGUUCUUUAUAUUCACUAAUUCACUAAUCUGGGGACAAGCUUAUCUGAAAGGGAAAGAGUAAAAUGUGUGGUAUGAUGUCAAGAGUACAAUUCUUUCAACUUUUUACAUGACUAUCGUACAAGCAAAGACUCUAUUCUAUAAAGUUUACCGAUUUAAUACCGGCAUAAUAUAGAAUAAUUAAAUCUACAUGUAUAGAAAUGUAAUAUGUAUCUAAUUUCGAUACAUAUCUUAAUUUAUGUAUCGCGUAUAAUUUGUAUUUAUCUCAAAUGUAAUUCCCUAGAUAGAUUUAUGCGUGAUAAAUACGCAGAUGAAUAGGUUUUAUUCUCUCGUUAAUUAUAAGUAGAAAUAGUUCUCCGUAAUAUGUAACGUUUCAUCUUAAUCUAACAGAAUAUUCACUUGAGAAUAAUUUACAUAUUAUUUUAUACAUAUUAUGUUGUGAUUACACGAAGCUUCUGUUAAAUUCCUGCUCUAUACAUGACAUUUAUUCACGUACAGUAUAUAUCAUGUAAUGCUAUAAAGAAACAUAUCUCUUUGUUUUUAGUUGUUAAUGAAGUACAUUUGCAUUUCGUUAAAAUUGUUAUUUUGUCCUUUUACAAGGAUUUUAUCGAAAAUGUCGCGAUAUAUAUGUUGUACACGACUGAACUGUUCCGAUCGACUUUUGAAAGCUAAUUGUAACAUGAACGUAAUCAUAAUUUUCUAGUUAUAGCAAGCCGUUAUUAUGAGAUGAGUUGCAGUGUUACUUUCGUUUUUACGGAUGCCAACAGCUCUUGACGAGAUUUAUUUCGUUCUAUUGAAAUAUUUUUAUUGACUAUCACAGAUAUGAUAUCCAUCGUACAGGAGAUACAACAAUUAUUGCAAUGUUAUAUAUAUGUAAUUCUUUAAUUAACCAAUAUAUAGUUUUCAUAUUAUUUAGGAAAGCGAUGAUUGUCUGUGCAACUUAUUCGGUGUAAGAAUACUCAUUAAUGUCUACCACUACAAACAUGUCUUUUGCAGCUGUAAGGAGUUGUGUGUGUACGGUAUAGAUACAGAACUGUAUAUUAUCAUACAGUGUAUCUUAAGCGAAAUAGGAGGAAUGGCAGAAGACAAAGAGAAAGAUAUAUAUGUAUACAUAUAUUGACAGAAGGAUCUCAUUUCGUAUGCGACAUUUUUUAAACAAUUUGCAUAUUCAAAGCUUUUUUUCAUCUGCCAUAAAUGUAGGUAUAUCUUUGUGUCAUCCGUUAAAGGCGUUAUAUCGCCUUUAUAUUCAAUUUUGUUAUCGGAUAUACGCAUAUAUAUUAAGCCAGCUGUAUCCGUUUGACCUUCCAUCGUAUAUGGUAAAUGAGAGUUAGGAACGAUUAAGACAAUUCGACCAAAGUAAUUUUUCGGUGUCAGUCGAUCUAUUCGUUUAGACCUGUCCGAAGUAGUUAUUAAUUACUAAAGACGUACAUAAUGUAUUGUGAGGAAAAUGUCCAAUUUAUGAGGCACACAAACUAGGCAAUUUUCUCACUAAUAUCACGAAGGAAAAAGAAUUUAGAUUAAUAAUUAUUCAGGACUAAACGAGUAAUCAUUAGACAUACUUUUAUACUUGUUCAAUUAGUAGGAGCUUUAGAAGCAUAUCCAAGAGUGUACAUAGGAAUUUACGAGAUUUAUAAUAAAUUCUCGAAACUGAAUGCUUCUGCAUGGA
Messenger RNA from Harpegnathos saltator (Jerdon's jumping ant), 3759 nucleotides. RefSeq names its product myosin-10. The transcript is spliced from 3 exons. The coding region runs from base 237 to 1742 and encodes 501 amino acids. The record is from RefSeq and is a predicted model, not a curated record. Lineage: Eukaryota; Metazoa; Arthropoda; Insecta; Hymenoptera; Formicidae.